UUUUUAGUUCCUCAAGGAAUUUGCUUAACAAACUUCUUCCAAAUAUGUUUACGUUUAGGUUGGAAUUGUUUUUCAACUUGAAUCAUAUUUUGUGUCCCAAAUUUUUGUCAGAUAACUCAUUACAGAAAAUUAGCUUUCUAGAUUAUUCCUAAAAAAAUUCAAUAUCAGCAUGGUAAUAUGUUGUCUCUGCCCCGCAAUUUAGUUGCAAGAAUUUAUGCUUAUGUAAGUAACAGUCCACUGAAAAAUACUUCAAGUGUUCACUUCUGUUUUAUGUUUGUUAAAGAACACGAAACACCUCUAUAACGUUUGAAACUGUAGAUCAUUCAUUAUCCAUUGUUUUUUGAUUUUACUCGAACUUUUCUUAACUUGAACUUUUUUUUAUCCCCCCUGAAGGUUCAAGUUAAGCGUUUCAACAAAAAGCUCUAGGGACGAGUUUGGCUGUUUUCAUAUUUGUCUUGCUUCUAAUACCAACAAACAAUUUUCGUUCUUUAGGGGUUUUUAACUUUUUUCAAAAAGCCUUUAGUCUGAGCCCAAUACCUAGAUAAUCUUUUUUUUCUGUUUUAAGAAGUUAGCACACGUAAUAAACUUUGGUAUGAAGGUAAGCUAUUUGUCAUUUUGUUAUCACACACAUGCGCGCAUGCGUGGGAAAUGAUAACAAAUCAAGAAAUGGUGGGUAAAGCUGUGUUUGUGAACGUUAAAACAAGUCACAGGUUCUGUGAAAUCUUGUUUUGUUUAUUUUUGUUUUUAGAGUAUUAACCAAAAGAAGUUCCAUCGUUGGUGUCAUUACAACUGGCUUUGUUUAUCGCUAUUGCCUUAUAAGAAAGUAGAACCUCUUAAAAAAGCAGUCAAGAGUUGAAACGAAGCAGACGAAAUGUUGACAAUCACGCUAUUGCUUACAUUUGUCGUCCCUACACUCCACAAUGAGUUAUCGACUUCAAGCACGACAUCUCCAGUGCUCAGUGUCACACCCUCGAACGUGAAUAAAAUUACGUGGUCAAACACGACCAUAAAAACGGUUACCGUCGAUUGGGCAUCAACUGAAAGCACAACAAAGAAAAAGAAAAGAAAAAAGAAAAAGAUUUCGAUCGCAGGGAAAUCGAUGGCUGAAAUAUGUGCCAUGUUCGGAAAAUUUGGAAAAGAUUGUACAUGCGAAAAACUACCUCGAGGCCUGUGUAAAUUUAUCAAGACAAAUAAAUCCGCACGCAACAAAACGGAUGUUACUUUCAGUUGCAAUACAAACAUAAAUCGACUGGAAGCUGGUUUAGCUUUGUUUACUUCCAUUGUUGGUAUCAUUGGUAAUGGGAUUGUUAUGAUUGUGACGGUAAAGUUUUGGAAAUCGUCCACGAGGCAUCAGAGAUUAAUUGGUGCUCUCGCAUUUGCUGAUUUCACCUUUGCUUUUCCACAAAUUAUGCUUCGUGUACCAAAAAUAAAUUCCUGCGUCUGGAUAUACAGAGAAGGAUGGUGCAAAUUUAUUCAAGGCUUUAAUAACUGGUGUGGUCACAUUGCCUUGGGUUUUAUUAUGAUUAUUGCAUUCGAAAGAUAUCUGGGUGUUGUGCGGCCAUUUAGUCGUGGACUAACUAACGUAAAUCUAGGUAUGUUAAUAUUUUUAAACGCAGUCAUGGCAACAGCAUCAGUGGCACCAAUGGUUGCAGUGCUUGGCCUGGACGAGUUUAAGUUGUGUAUUGAAAAAUGGCCAAAAUCUUAUAGCUCGCUUGUUUACUCGUGGUAUUUGACAAUAUUCUAUUUCAUUAUCCCAAUGGUUAUUAUUGGAUUUUUUUAUUACUACAUCAUGAAAACACUUCGCACUGCGGCUUACAAAAAUAAAAACUCGUCACCGAUGGAUGAGACAUGGCGCAUUAACAGACGGAAGGAGAACGAAAGGAUUAUGGUUAUUUUAGCCGCCAUCUUUGUUGCAUUUUUUGUUUUGGUCCUACCUAAUCGGUUGGUAUGGUUACUCAUUGAUCAUAUUGGCGUCGACAAUAUGUCAGAUGGAUUUUACAACGCAAUAAAACUAGUUGGGCUGAUACCCUAUUUUUGUCAUGUGGCGAUCAAUCCGAUUAUCUAUUCCGUAGUUGAUCGGAAAUUCCGAGAGAAAGUAUCAAAGUUGUUUUCUUGUUUCCGAAGAGAUAUUUCGAUUUCACAUAGGAUGAAAAAUUUCAAGCCAGCGAAGAAAACCAAUUCGACCUCAAGUUUGAAAGAAGGAUCAAUAACAGCAAGGGAAGGAGUUUUUCUUUAAAAAUGACAAUCUUGUGUUGUAAACAAUAAUAGGUGACUUCACUUUUGGUAUAAUUGGAUGUUCCGACGAAAAUUUUCGUGGAAUUUUGCGCCCUAAUUUACAAACACCAAAUGCGACCGCAUUGUAGACAGCACGGUUACAGUUCAAAGGUUAUGAAUCGAGUAAUUCCUGUUAACAAGAGGAAUGUUCAAUUGUGCCAAACCUGACGAAUUUCUGGCGAAUGGUUGCCAGGAAAAUGCAAUUUGCUGUAUUUUGUUUAAAGGAUUAUUUUCGAAUGGGAAGCAAAAUCACGAACAUUAAUUCCGUAUUCAUUUCGUCCACGUAUUUUCAUAAAAAAAAUUAAAUGAGAAAAAGGUCAAAAGUCUUCAAAUUGAAUACAGUUAGCAGACCAUUAGCAGUCUAUUUUUCUGGUUAAUAUGACGGAGACUUGUCAGUGGAUGCGUUAAAAUCUCAAACUUUUCCCUUACGCGAUUACCACUUAAGCGUGGAAUAUUUCGUUAAAUACAUUUUAUUAAGAUAUCUCAAAUACAACAUUUUGUAAAUAAAUUUCUUUACAACAGCUUAAUGUACAUGAUAUAAUACAAUUUAUUUUAUUUUUUGAAUUAUAAAAAGUUCUUAUACGCGAUAAUUAUUAUUCAUUCAA
This is a messenger RNA of Hydractinia symbiolongicarpus, 2879 nucleotides long. Its product is annotated as C-C chemokine receptor type 3-like. Gene Ontology annotation, biological process: G protein-coupled receptor signaling pathway. Gene Ontology annotation, cellular component: membrane. The record is from RefSeq and is a predicted model, not a curated record. Lineage: Eukaryota; Metazoa; Cnidaria; Hydrozoa; Anthoathecata; Hydractiniidae. Gene Ontology annotation, molecular function: G protein-coupled receptor activity. The transcript is spliced from 3 exons. The coding region runs from base 872 to 2236 and encodes 454 amino acids.